Molecule: messenger RNA, 618 nt
Organism: Trypanosoma brucei brucei TREU927
Lineage: Eukaryota; Euglenozoa; Kinetoplastea; Trypanosomatida; Trypanosomatidae
Exons: 1
Coding region: 1-618 (205 amino acids)
Biological process (GO): rRNA processing
Molecular function (GO): metalloendopeptidase activity
Source: RefSeq, a predicted model, not a curated record
AUGCCACGCUCCCUGUUUCGCAACGUUCGUGUGCUGGGCGCCACGCCUCGGUUCGCCGCCGGUGUUCAAGGGUUGACAGAAGCAGUGUUGCUGGCGGAACGAGCCCCACAAGCUGUUGAACUUUCCAUCCACUUUGUUACACCUGGCAGAAUGCAUGAGCUGAACCUCGAGCAUCGUGGAGUGGACAAACCAACAGACGUACUGACGUUCCCUGGAAGCGGAAGUGGGACGCCCUAUGCAAAGUUCCUCAACGAAACAGUUUUGCUAGCUCGUGUGGAGGGUGACAACGCGUGCGUCGCUGACCCAAGUGUAUUGGCGGAGCGUCGUGCCCUCCUUCAGGAGCUCGGUGACAUUUACUUUAGCGUGGAAUACAUUUCGAUGCGUUGCUCGUGCAGGCCCACGCACUGCCUAAGGUUCCACGACUAUCUGCAGGCGGCGUUGACGCACGCGCUGCUUCAUGCCUUGGGGUACGAUCACGCCACACCUGAGCAGUGGAAGAGGAUGACGAAACGAGAAAGGUUUCUUAGGCAUCGGUUAUCUGUUUGGCGGCGGCGUUGGCCAGGCUGCCUCCAGGAGCUGGAUGGAGUUGAAAUGCUGAUGUCCCCGGUGACGCGGUGA